CCUGAGUUCGAACUCUUGAUGCAUUAAGGUGCCAAAGCACCAGUCCAUGUUAAAACUGAGUGAAGCUUUCACCUAACUACUUCUCCUAGUAGGUGAGUAGCUAAGCUUUGUAGCUUUGCAAAAGAAGAACGAAUGCGUCUAAUUAUCUGAAGAAUUUUGUUUCACUUUAUGAUUACCCUUGUAAACCCUACCUGCAGUUUUUAGCUGCUUUAAUCUCUUUGUUUCACACUACUUUCGAGCUAGACUCAAGCCAUAAGAUUAGAUGCGAGUUAAUUAUGUGUGGCCUCUUCCAUUUUUUUUUUGGGUUUAUUUAAUUAAAGUGUACCUCGCCAAUUGCAUUUUUGUAGAACUUGAAGAGAAAAAUCUGCUAAAUCAAAUCAUAUGUUAUUUAUAGAUAUACAGUUAGAGUUUAUAAAGUAGUGACAUAAAAUUGAUGUAUAUGUGAUUUUCUGUAAACUUGAUAGAUCAUUAGAUUGUUUAGACGUUUGUACAAAUCAAUGUUUCAUUUAUAGCUGCUUAAAUUUUACUGUCAGUGAAAAAUAUAUGACAAUUUACAUAAUCAAUUAUAAAACACCUUAUCGGUUAAGAACAAUCAAAUUUCAUCACUAUGUCAAAGAAGAAACACUAUAAAUCUAUAAUUAUCAACCUGACAUGUUAGUGAAACUCACUUCUUCGCGAUCAUCUUAGCAGAACCCAUAUUUUGUACAUUCUUUAUGAAAUAAUCACAUUUUAAAAAAAUAAAUUAGUUUAUACAUGAGUGCAUGUAGUUACAUAUUUUUAGUUUAUAUAACACAUUUCUUACAUUAGUUGGAAUCUAUUUAAAUCAAUAAUCACGAGACAUUUCUUUUUAGCGAGAACGACAUAUCUGUAAAUAUAGGACCCGCUCAUAAAUGAAAACACCUUCAAAGUUAUGAGCGACUAGAUUCGUGUUUUUUCCUUUUCGAUUUUGGUGAUAACUAGCAAUUACUACUAAUUAAUGACUUAGUUAGCUUCGGUAACGAAAUCACAAAAAGCUAAACACACAUUGAGUAAAAGCUAGAAUCAUGCUUCAGUUUCUUAACACUAAUUUAAAUUCUUCUACACCAUGUUUUUAAGAAAGCAAAACGAGUAGCGCAUUGGCACUUUACCCCCCAUGGAACCGGGAUAACCGGUAUCCAAUUGCCGAGAAAGAUGGAAGCGAAUAUUUAUUAAAUGUUGUUGCCACUAACCCAAAGUCCCAUCACAUUCCCGACGAGACGAUCGAUAAUCUCUUCCUCCUCCGGCGAAGCCUUGUCAUUCCACAACUCUCAUCGCCAUGUCUCCUUAGUAUCUCUCCGUCGUCAUCCUCCAUCCUCGCCGUUUAAUCCAGGCCGCGUUUUGAUUAAUUUUAAGAAUCUAAUCUCCUGUUGAUUCUCCUCCUCUACUCGUGAAGAUUCCGACUCCAUGUAAUGUGAUUUCUUCCGAUCUCUGUUCAUUUCAAUUCGACGGCGAUCGAUCGCUGAGUGAGUUGAUCGGAUUAGUGGAUAGGCUUUGAUCGUAAUUGUGUAAAGUUGUUGUUGUUCGUUGUUGAAGCUUUUUGUUGACUUUGAUGCUGGAUCUCAAUCUCGACCUCGACUCAAAGGAGGUAUCCGGUGCUGUUUUGAAUCAGAUGGAUGAAUCAGUGACGUCUAACUCUUCGCUAGUCAAUGCCGAGGCGUCAAGCUGCAUCGACGGUGAAGAGGAGAUGUGUUCCACACCCGCAGUGAAGUUUCAGUUUGAGAUACUGAAAGGAGGAGGUCGAGAAGAUGAAGAAGGAAGAAGUGAGGUGAUGACUAAGGAGUUUUUCCCUGUUGAGAAAGGUGCGAACUUUGUGGAUUUGAGCGGACAGAGUUCCAGGAGCUCCGUUGAUAUUUCUUUUCAGAGAGGGAAUCAAGGCGGAGAUGCUGCGAGGGUGAUGCAGCCGCCAGCACAGCCGGUGAAGAAGAGCAGGAGAGGGCCUAGGUCUAAGAGUUCUCAGUAUAGAGGUGUUACUUUCUAUAGGAGGACUGGCAGAUGGGAGUCACAUAUCUGGGAUUGCGGUAAACAAGUUUAUUUAGGUGGAUUUGACACCGCCCAUGCUGCAGCUAGGGCGUAUGAUCGAGCUGCUGUCAAGUUCAGGGGUUUGGAGGCUGACAUCAAUUUCGUUAUCAGCGACUAUGAAGAGGAUCUCAAGCAGAUGGCGAAUCUUUCCAAAGAGGAAGUUGUGCAAGUACUUCGGCGUCAGAGCUCUGGUUUCUCCAGGAAUAAUUCAAGAUAUCAAGGAGCUAAUUUGCCCAAGAUUGGCGGAUGGGGAGGAGCUCAAAUGGAGCAGUUAAAUGGAAACAUGGCUUAUGACAAGGCGACAGCCACAAAAUGGAAUGGAAGGGAGGCUGCUUCUUUAAUCGAGCCUCAUGCAUCCCGGAUUAUUUCGGAGACAGCUAAUGUUAAGCUCGACCUCAAUUUGGGAAUCUCUCUUUCACUAGGAGAUAGUCCAAAGCAAAACCUUAACAAUAUUGUAUGUGGAAGGAACUCCAAGAUGGAAAACCACAUGGCUGCAUCGACAUGUGAUACACCUUUCAAUUUCUUGAAAAGGGGUUCAGACCACCUUAUUAACCGGCAUGUCCAUCCUUCUGCGCUCUUUUCACCCAUGGAAAGAACACCGAGGGAGGGUUUUAUGCCAGGGUCUCCCCAAAGCUUCCCUGUUAGGACAUGGCAAGCGCAAGAUCAGCCCAGUGGUGGAACGGCCACAACAGCUACAGCAUCGACACUGCUCUCAAAUGCAGCAUCAUCAGGAUUCUCACACUCAGCUACACGCCCGCCUUCUUCGUCCACUGCUUCUCUUCAUCCUUCUCAGCCCUUCCUCAAUAUGAAUAUUCCCGGUCUCUAUGUCAUCCACCCAUCUCAACACCAGUACCACCAUGACAUUAACCGCUCACAACCACCACCAUAGCGACCUGAUUCCUCCACCACAUUCAAGGUUCCAAACAUCGCUGAAGGUUGGAACAACUCGAACUUUGACUGUGGAAGGCCAAUCCCAAAAAAUAUAUUGCUCUGUAUUUGCCAUUGUUUGCUUCUCAUUCUUCUUUUGAUUUGUAACGUACAAGUCAGGGGGGUAAUUACAAAAUAGAAACCCAAACCCCAUUUGUCAUACUACUAUGAUGUCUCUGAGACGGAUUGAUAACCUUGUUCAAACUCAAUGCAAUAUAUUUGUAUGAAUAUACUGUGAGAAUUUUCCUU
Molecule: messenger RNA, 3213 nt
Organism: Brassica rapa (field mustard)
Lineage: Eukaryota; Viridiplantae; Streptophyta; Magnoliopsida; Brassicales; Brassicaceae
Product: AP2-like ethylene-responsive transcription factor TOE2
Biological process (GO): regulation of DNA-templated transcription
Molecular function (GO): DNA-binding transcription factor activity; DNA binding
Source: RefSeq, a predicted model, not a curated record